Molecule: messenger RNA, 1551 nt
Organism: Danio aesculapii
Lineage: Eukaryota; Metazoa; Chordata; Actinopteri; Cypriniformes; Danionidae
Product: zona pellucida sperm-binding protein 3-like
Exons: 9
Coding region: 250-1551 (433 amino acids)
Biological process (GO): positive regulation of acrosome reaction; egg coat formation; binding of sperm to zona pellucida
Cellular component (GO): extracellular matrix
Molecular function (GO): acrosin binding
Source: RefSeq, a predicted model, not a curated record
UAUGGACUGUCUUAUGCAAAUUCAUUAUUUCCAAGAGAACGAGGCCUUCAUUUAGACCGACGGUUAAACCAAAAUAGCGUCUUCAGACAUCCAGGACAUUCACAGUCUGAUCAAAGACUUGUAGGCUUUGUACCAAACAUUGUUCAAAACCGUAUUGAAUUCAAACAGCCUGAAGUUGCAUGGAGACCUUCUUCAGCAUUGGUAGGAUCAUCAGUGCAACAACAACCUCAAAGAACCAAUUAUGUACAGAUGCCAGUUCAUGUUGGCAAGCCUUUUCAAAGUCAAGAGCUAGUAAUACAACCUCAGCAGUGGUUGGAGAGUUUUUCAGAAAACCAAAAGGUCAUUCCAGGUCCAAAUCUCUAUCCGGUUUUGACGGAGGAGGUGGUUAUGGAGCCAGUGUUUCAACCUGAAGUGCCAGUGCCAGCCAACUCUGUGGAGGCUCGAUGCGAAGAGGCUUCUGUCAAAAUCCAUGUCCAGCAAAACUUCUUUGGAAGCGGUCAGCUGAUUGAACCCUCAGAUCUGACGCUGGGUGGAUGUCCUUUUGUUGGGUUUGAUGAUCGUGUUAGGAUAAUUGCCUUUGAAUCUGCGCUUGAAGGAUGUGGGAGCUUGCUAACGAUGACUGAUGAUUCACUCGUUUACGCUUUUGCAUUAGUGUAUUCACCUUCACCUGUCCCUAACACACCAGUUGACAGGACCAAUGAAGCUACGGUUCCAAUUUAUUGCAUCUACCCAAGGAAACACAACGUCAGCAGUAACGCGCUGCUUCCCAAUUGGACCCCUUAUUCAGCAGUUGGAGCUGGUGAAGAGCAUCUGCAGUUCUCCCUCAGACUCAUGACUGAUGACUGGCAGUACGAACGUCCCUCUAACACCUUCUUUAUGGGAGAUCUGAUAAACGUGGAAGCCUCCAUCAUCCGUGCCAAUCACGCUCCUCUUCGUGUGUUUGUUGAAAGCUGCGUAGCUUCUUUGGGUCCCAUUGGUGAAGCCAAUAUAGCCUACAUGUUUAUCCAAAACCAUGGGUGCAUGGUGGAUGCCAGAAUGACCCAUUCCAGAUCCAGAUUCAUGUCCAGGAUACAAGACGACAAGUUACGUUUUCAGAUAGAGUCCUUUAGAUUUCAGCAAGAUUCCAGUGGGUUGAUCUACAUCACUUGUCAUUUGAAAGCUACUACAACAUUCAGUCCUGUUGAUAUGAUGCAUAAAGCCUGCUCCUUUGCUACAGAAACGCAGAGUUGGAUUGCUGCAGACGGAGACAAUCAGGUGUGUGGCUGCUGCGAGUCCACCUGUACAUUCAGGAAGGCCAGAAGUCUGGAUACUCGAGACUCCAUGUUCGAAGAUGAUGCUGCAAUUGGACCGAUUGUCAUCAAUAAAGUAAUUGGAGACCACUCUUUACCACAAACCGGAGAGUCUUCUGAGAUGUCGUCAAAAGAUGCUGAGUCCUCCAUGGGGUUGGCGCUCAUCACUGGUUUGGUUGCAGUUGGGAUUUUGUGCAUCAUUAUCCUCGGAGCUUUGUUUUACCAAAGGCGGCAGAAACGCCAAGCACUGACUUGCGAAUGA